AUGAUUGAUCUUAAUCAAGGAAGAAACGUUAAACGAGAGGUGGAGAGCGCUUUAAAAAAAUUGCGAAAGUUGCAAUUAACUUCAGACGAUGUUACGGAAUUAUUGAGAUCAAUAUGUCCUCUGCAGUCUUCGUACAAACUUGAAACGAUAUCGGUACCGAUAUAUGAUGAAAUAAUUUCUAAUAAUGGAAAUAAAGUCACACGACGUAAGAAUGGUUCAGGUUGCACAAAACAUGUGAAAAACAACAAAUCAGCUUUUAUUCCUAAGAAGAAAUUAGUAUUUAUGAUUCCUAAAAAUUAUCCUGAAUUAUCACUUCAGAGAAGUAUCAUAUUUACUGCGAAUACGGUAAUCACGAAUGCAUCUACAGAAUCUACAAGCAACAAGAAAUUCAAAAAUUUUACUUUCAAGAAACGCAGCGAGAUUUAUAUCAAAUUUCAACAACAUCAUAAGUGUUAA
This is a messenger RNA of Cyphomyrmex costatus, 456 nucleotides long. RefSeq lists its product as uncharacterized. Lineage: Eukaryota; Metazoa; Arthropoda; Insecta; Hymenoptera; Formicidae. Bases 1 to 456 code for a protein of 151 amino acids. The transcript is spliced from 4 exons. The record is from RefSeq and is a predicted model, not a curated record.